AUGGAUGAAUCCGCAAGCAAAGAUGUCAUCGUGAGCAAAUAUGAGAAGCUGGGUCAGUUCCUAGGCUCCGAUGUCGCCUUGACAAUGGUGGAGAAAGACCCUAUCCUGCUGCUCGGAGAUACGAACAUGCAGCAGCGCUCCUUCCAGUAUUUGACCAGCCUGGAAGACGAAGCAAAGAAAGGCUUGGCUUUGCAGGCAGUGCAGAACAACCCUCGCUUGCUGACCGUUCCCGAUUAUGAGUACCAACGCACAAAGCCUUCAUUGGAGGGCCUGGCCACUGCAGCCUCCGCCAUUGAUUUUCUACGACCGCUGGGCGAAGUGGGCCUGGCUGUGGCCAUUUUCUCCUCCUUCAUUGUACUUCUGCUAAUUUUGAGGCCCCUGAUCUACGGAGUCGGUGGUGGCCAGUCUCUCCUUGGCUUCCUCACCAGCGGAUUGCCCCAGAUCCCUCGCCCCUGGGAAAUUGCGGAGAGCUAUGGCAUCAACCUGGCAAGUGACGCAUGCUUUGGGUCGAUGGGGAGCUUCUUCUCUUUCAACCCGCGUCGUGGAUCCUUUGAAGCAAACCCACCGUUUGCACCAGUGAUUCUGGCCAAAAUGCGCCAGCACAUGCACAAACUCCUGGCAGCUGCCACAGAGCCACUGAGUUUUGUCAUUGCCAUUGCAAACUGGGAUAAUCCGGAGGUCACGGCGUUGACCGAGUCUCCCUAUGCAAGGGGCUACAUCCUGGUGCCCAAGGAUGAGCAGGUGUGGCGUGACGGCUUGCUGAGCCGCCGGGUGCCUUUGCUAAGUGGGCUUGUGACCAUUCGCUGCGAGGCGGCUCAGUUUCUUCUCGUCCUCGGCCACCUCGUCCAGGCCUUGUCCAGUGCACGAAGCACGAGUCAGAUGAAGGCGGAGUACUUUGGCGGGUUUCAGCGCAUGGCGCCGCCUAAAAUCAGCCGCAAAGUCUUUCGGUUGGACAGCGAAAGUAAUGGAUGGCUGGCAUGCACGAAACAUGCGGUUUUGGCUGAAGGCCUGGAGUCUGUUCUACACACUUUGAAUACAGAGGGUGGUGUUUCGGACAAAGAUCUUGCCUUCAACCAGCGAUUCAUGCGGAAGCUGGCACGUGCCCGUGGCAGCUCCAAGGGUCGCUUUCAGCGUGCGUUGGACGUCGGAGCCGGCAUUGGCAGGCUCGCCAAGCACGUUUUCCGACAGCAUUGCGACUACAUUGACCUGCUAGAGCCCAUCGAUAAGCACUUGCAAGUUGCAAGACGCGAGCUGCACGAGCCAUCAUGGCCGGGUACCUUCAUUUGUGCCACGUUGCAAGAUUUUCAGCCGGCCACAGGGGCGCUGUACGAUUUGGUGUGGUGCCAGUGGAUCUUCAUGUACAUCACCGACGAAGAUGUGGUGAAGUUCCUCCGGCGUCUCUCCUCCAACUUCCUUGCGCCAGCUGGGACCGUUGUGGUAAAGGAGAACGUUGCCCAGACCCGUGUGGGCUCUUACUUUGAUGACGAGACGGGAGAGCUCUGGCGCGGCGCAGCAGGUGCUGCUGGCUCCCAACUUUCUGAGCCUAUGUCGGUCCUGAGAACUCCGAAGCACUACCUAAAGCUCUUCAAGGAUAGUGGGUUCGAAGUCCUCCUACGCCGGCGGCAGCUCUUUUCUCAAGACGAGAUGCCAAUGAUGCUCUUCACGCUUGCUGUGCCAUCCCGGGCUGAGACG
Messenger RNA from Symbiodinium pilosum, 1692 nucleotides. Lineage: Eukaryota; Dinophyceae; Suessiales; Symbiodiniaceae. The record is from the annotation of a GenBank genome assembly.